AUGAGUGAUGAGCGACCAGUUUCUAGUACACCAUUAAAGGUGAACCCUAGAGGAAAAUUCGUCGGAAGUCGUCAAAAACUGAUGAUUGUAAAUUUGUUUAAAUCAAAAAUGAUACAACAGCCAACGUUAAAGGUUAAAGAAGUAGCGAUGAUAAUUUCAAAAGAAUUGGGUAUUGGUAAAAAUACAAUCCAGUCAACAAUUGCUGAAUACAAAAACAAAAAAACUGUGAGUUCGCCAAAUAAAUCAAAAAUUCGAGCGACAUAUAAACAAAAAGUUGAUGAUUUUGAACGUGACGCGAUACGGAGGAAGGUGCACGAGUUUUGGUUCCGAAAACAGUUACCUACACUGGAUAAAAUUUUAACAGCCGUUAACGAAGACCCAGACUUAAACACAUACAAAAGGUCUACUCUACAUUUACUAAUACAUGACUUAAAUUUUGUAUACGUCAAACGUGGCCGUAACAGCGCUCUCAUAGAGAGAGAUGAUAUUGUGUUAUGGCGCACAAAAUAUAUUGAAGAUAUACGUAAAUACCGGGCACAAAGAAGAACGAUAUACCACAGAAUAGAUUAA
Messenger RNA from Macrosiphum euphorbiae (potato aphid), 570 nucleotides. The record is from the annotation of a GenBank genome assembly. Lineage: Eukaryota; Metazoa; Arthropoda; Insecta; Hemiptera; Aphididae.